AUGUUAAGUUUUUACGGAAACACCUUAAAAAACUCCACGACUACUGGUAAUCAACGUCCAGACCUGCUUGUUUGGGUGAAGGAUUUGCUCAUAUUCAAAGGAGAGGAAAAAUCGAACGAGAUUGAUUUUGACAUUGCUGUAGAAGAGCUCAAGACAAAGUUCUACCGGCUAGAUUCGUUGCUUUUUGAAAUAUACAAUUAUGCAAAAAGUCAUGAAGCACUUGUACAGGUUGAGAAAGUUGCUACUAGCCGGUCAUCAUAUACAGUCACAAUGACAACAAGAGGCCUCAAAUGCUUGCCCAAAAAUGAGUGUGAGUUACGAAAACUUAUCAAGAGUAUUCUGCAUGGGCUUAACUGGCUCCAUUCAGGAGGGCAUGCAGAUGAACCAUUUGAAGAGUUACUUACAGAUUGGGAUAGUAGAACAUUAGUGAAUGGACAAUACACAGUGUUUUCAGAGCUCUACCAAGUGGGAAAAAUGAUGGAAAAGUUUGAUGCAAUUCUCUCUGAACAGGGAAAACAAUUUGUAGCAAUGUUGAAGGAAAAACAAACAGCAGCAAAUGAGGCUUUAUUGCAUGCAUGGAUAAAUGGGACAGAUUAG
Paraglomus brasilianum is the source of this 597-nucleotide messenger RNA. The record is from the annotation of a GenBank genome assembly. Lineage: Eukaryota; Fungi; Glomeromycota; Glomeromycetes; Paraglomerales; Paraglomeraceae.